Messenger RNA from Suricata suricatta (meerkat), 2212 nucleotides. RefSeq names its product tigger transposable element derived 6 (gene TIGD6). Gene Ontology annotation, cellular component: nucleus. Gene Ontology annotation, molecular function: DNA binding. NCBI's taxonomy places the organism in Eukaryota, Metazoa, Chordata, Mammalia, Carnivora, Herpestidae. The record is from RefSeq and is a predicted model, not a curated record.
AUGAUACAUUCAGACACGCAGCUCUUCGCCGACGCCUGCCGAGGGCCCCGGGGAUCAAGCCCCGGGGAGCCCGAGGAAGACAGCAGGGACACCGGCGUCGCCGCAACACCGGUUCCGCGGCGGCGGCGUCAGCAGCAGCACCAGCACACCUCGGAUCGACAGGGAGACCCUUCCCGGCGGCCCUCGCGGCGCGCCGGAAGCGGCCCCCUGCGCGUGAUUGCGCGCGACCCUCUACGCAAGCGCAACAGUCCCGCCCUAGUCGAGAGGCGGCUUUCUACACUUGUGGCAAAGCCAGCCACGAGGGGGAACCCGUGGAGCCCUGGUAAUCGGGGCAGCCCUCACACGGUGCAAGGGGAAGAAGAACGUAGGCAGUUCUCCCUGGAGGAGGAGAUGAAGGUCGUGGAAGCUGUAGACUCAGGAAAGAGGAAAGGUGACGUGGCCAGGGAGUUCGGUAUCACUCCUUCUACCUUGUCCACCUUGAAGGAGCGCACCAAAUUUGAAGAGAAGGUGCGGGAGGCAUCUGUAGGACACCAGCGGAAAAGGAUGAGGAACGCUCUCUAUGACGACAUUGAUAAGGCUGUUUUUGCCUGGUUUCGAGAAACCCAUGCCAAAAACAUUCCUGUGACUGAUUCUGUCAUUCGGGAAAAAGCACUCAACUUGGCCAACAUGCUUGGCUGUGACAACUUUCAAGCAAGUGUGGGCUGGCUGAACAGCUUUAGGGAUCGCCUCUGUAGAGAGGAUAGUGACACAUUAAUGAACGGCCUAGGAAUAGAUAAGGUUAAUGAGUGGCAUGCAGGGGAAAUUGUAAAACUGACAGCUGACUACAGCCCAGAUGAUAUCUUUAAUGCUGACGAGACAGGAGUGUUUUUCCAGUUGCUUCCCCAGCACACACUUGCUGCUAAAGGGGACCAUUGUAGAGGGGGCAAGAGGGCAAAGCAGCGGUUGACAGCACUCUUUUGUUGCAGUGCUUCAGGGACUGAAAAAAUGAGACCAUUGAUUGUUGGUAGGUCAGCCAACCCACACUGCCUCAAGAAUGUCCAUUCCCUCCCUUGUGAUUAGCGGGCCAACCGGUGGGCAUGGAUGACGCAGGGUCUGUUUAAUGAGUGGCCGAUGCAAGCGGACGCCAAGAUGAAGCCGGCAGGUCGCUGCAUCCUACUGCUGAUCGAUAACGUGCUCGGCUCACAGCACGCUGCCACGUUGGAAAGGAUUCGAGAGGGAUACCUGCCCUCUAACUGUACUGCUGCUCUAUAGCCACUCAACCUUGGCAUAAUUCACGCCACGAAAGUGCUGUAUCGAAGCCACCUCCUGAAACAGACCCUCCUCAGGGUCCACUGCAGGGAGGAUCGUGAAAAAGUAGACAUGACCAUUGACAUGACCGCGGCAGCAUGGUGGUCAGUCAAGCAGUCCACAGUGGUGAGAUGCUGGAAGAAGGCGGGCAUCCUUCCAACGGAACUGACGGAUUCUGACACAGAAGCGGCAGCCAGUGAACCAGAGAUAGCCACGGAAAAGCGGUGGCGCUCCAUGGCUAUUGCCACCUGUGUCCCAAAUGAAAUAAAUUUCCAGGACUUUGUCACGGCAGAUGAUGAUCUAAUGAUCUCUCAAGAGCUGAUGGCGGAGGGCAUCCAGGGCACGGAGGCUGGUGAAAAUCCAGACAAAGCUGGAAGUGAAGAGGAUGGAGAGGCGCCUUCACCACAGCCGCCAAAAAUCACCAUCGUAGAGGCCAUCUCAAGUGUACAGAAACUCAGACCGUUCCCGUCCACCUGUGUACGGGUUCCUGCUGCCGGUUUUUGACUACUAAAUGGCAUAGAUGAAUACUUAAUGAGAAAAGUGACACAAACUCUUGGUGACUCCAAAAUUACAGACUUUCUCCAAAUGAAAUAAUGUAGGAAAUAUACUGCCUCUUUUCACUUAGAAAAAUGUAGUUUACAAGAAUGAAGUGUGGGUUUUUUUGUUGUUGUUGUUAAGAUAGGCUAUGGGUCUUAAAGUUUAAGCAGUAUUUUGAUGACAACAUUCCAGUCCUCUGAAAUAGUCAGGAAACUUCCUUGGAUGGAAUUUGGAAAUGACAUUUGACGACUAUGUGUGUUACCUUUUGAUUCAUCAAAUGGUUCCCAACGUUGUCUGCCCCUUAGGGUCUCUCGAGGAUCUUUAAAAAUUUUCCGAAGCCCAGGCCUUAUCCCAAACCAAUAAAAUCACCAUCACUGGUGAUGGGUCA